CUCAAUGGUCCGAGCGCAGUGGUUAAAAGCGGGAGCAAACACGCGUUGAAUCAGAGUCCGAGCUCUCAGACAGUAAAGGAAUGAAAUUAUGUUUGAGAGCGACUAUCAGGCAGGACAAACAGAGACGCGCGUCCUGAACCCAAUUCCAGAGGAGGCUGUUUCGCGCGGAGCUGUCCAAGGUGGGGUAGGAUGAUGAUGGGAUGAAGCACCUGUUGCCAUCCCAGUAUCUACAAACGAGGAGGCCAUCAAUCCAUCCUUGCUUGGAAUACUGAAAUAUGACUAUAUGAAUGGAUUGACGUAGAUAUUUCAUGGUAGUUAUGAUAUGGACUGAUUUUCACUCACCACACCUGCCUGGAUGCUUUGCUAAAUAAUCAGGGAACCAGCACACUUUGGUCAAUGAUUCACGAAAUCAUUCCCCACUUUAAUUCAACACCGUGAUUUGGACAUGGAAAAAGUCAGUUGUGUCAGAGAGAUGUCACGGGGUGUUUGGAGAGACGCUCGCGCUGCAGGACUCGCGGCUCGCUGAUCUCCUGGCAAACUCCACGCGCGUCAAUGACGUUGGCUCCUUGGUUAAGGCUGGCACGGCUUGGCCUGCUGACUGCAUGUCUUUAUUCAUGGCUGGCGGUUGACGGAUGCGGCCCGGGUCCCGGUUACGGCGGUCGCCACAGGCAGCGCAAGUUGACUCCGAUGUCCUAUAAGCAGUACGUGCCCGGUGUCUCCGAGAACAACCUGGGCGCGAGCGGAAGAGCAGAGGGCAGGAUCACGCGCAGCUCGGAGCGCUUCAAUGAGCUCGUGUGCAACUACAACACUGACAUUGACUUCAAAGACGAGGAACGCUCCAAUGCUGACCGCUUCAUGACCAAGCGCUGCAAGGACUGUCUUAAUAAACUGGCAAUAGCAGUAAUGAACCAGUGGCCGGGAGUUCGACUGCGGGUGACAGAGGCCUGGGAUGAGGAUGGCCAUCAUCCUCCUGGCUCUUUACAUUAUGAGGGCCGUGCAGUCGACAUCACCACCUCAGAUCGGGACACAAAAAAAUACGGCCUACUUGCACAGCUGGCAGUAGAGGCUGGAUUUGACUGGGUGCACUAUGAAUCCAAGUAUCACGUGCACUGCUCUGUCAAAGCAGACCACUCUGUAGCCGUGGAGAAAGGUGGCUGCUUUUCGGCAUCUGGACUUGUGACAAUGGCUGAUGGUCUACAAAAACCCAUGUCCUGUUUGCGGCCUGGAGAGAAGGUGCUUUCUGUGUCUGGAUCAGGUGAAGUUGUUUUUAGUUGGGUACUUCUCUUUCUUCAUCUGGACAGAGAGAGCAGAACCAGUUUUUUUAUUAUUACUACUGAAAAUGGGAAACAAAUAGCACUUACUCCCAAUCACCUCAUCUUUGCGACUCACAAUCUCAAACUGCACCAUCAUGACUACGAAACUAUAUUUGCCAGAAGCGUUAGGAUUGGGGACUUUAUACUUACCACUGGUGCCGCUAGUGGAAUCCACCCAUCUAAAGUGGUUUCAGUUUCUCUGGAGGAGAGGAUGGGGGUUUAUGCUCCCUUGACAGAACAUGGGAACUUAUUUGUGGAUGGUGUGCUGGUGUCCAACUACGCUACUUUUGAGGAUCACAGACUCGCACACUCUGCGUUUUGGCCUUUUCGUGUCCUGUUUGUCCUUUUCCACAAAGAAAUGGAAGAGGACUUGCAAAGAAUGGAAGUCCCUUAUAUCUGUUCCACAAAUCAGACCAUUCUCACAAGUGUGAUACACAAUAGUUUAUCUAGGGUGUUCAAAUGGCAAGAUGCCACAGUGGCUGAAAUGGAAAAGGAGGUUUACUGGUAUGCGAGGCUUUUGCACACAUUAGGACGUAUAUUUCUUGACCCACAGAGAUUUUAUUGAUGGUCAAGACAUUAAAUAUGUGCAGGGAUGGGCAAAAUACAUUGAGAUGUAUUUUAAAAUAAAAUACCAAAUACCUCAAUUUUACAUGUAUCAAAAUAAACUAGAAAAUACAGCAGCCACAGCACUUAUCAAUAUAAAAUACUAUAUUUUGUAUUUUGAAAAUAGUACAAAAUAAUUCUAAAAGGAAGCAUGACUUUUCUUCACAAACCUUCCAUCAAUUGGCAUAUUUAAUCAAUUACUUCACCAUUAAACUGACUUCAUGAACACUGACACGAUGUUUGAGCAAGUUUAAGUCAGCUAACUCCUUCAUCUCUACUCCUGUACAUGAGAAGGUAUUUAUAAACCUUUGUUUCUUUCAUUUUACUAUACAUUUUAUACAUAAAGCCCUGUCCUGGAGAUCUUUAAUCACUGUAAAAACCAUGUAAUACAGAUAAUGAGAUGAAACACAGUACUACAUCUCUUCAUAGUACCAUCUUUAGGUGUUAUGUGUGUUGCAUCAUUUCCAUCCAUACUCCACGCAUUUCUUCAAUAUGAAUCAAAUUUCUGAUCUGAUCUCAACCCUAGGCAAAAAACUGAGAAAGCACCAAUCAUAGGCCGCAUAUUUAUGAUGUCAUCAUGUAGACUUCUUACAAAGUAUUUUACAGUAUUUUAAAAAUACAAAACACUAAAGUAUUUUGAUACAAAAUAUUAAGCCAUUUUCAUUUACCUCAUAAAACACAAAUGACAAAAUACUAUAUUAUAUUUGAAAUACGUACAGUUGAAGUUGAUGAAUUAUUAGCCCCACUGUUUAUUUCUUCCCCCAAUUUCUGUUUAAAUGGAGAGAUUUUUUCAACACAUUUCUAAACAUAAUCAAGACAUUUUCAAGACACUUCUAUACAGCUUAAAGUGACAUUUAAAGGUUAACUAGGUUAAUUAGGUUAACUUAGGUUAGGCUAAUUAUGCAAGUUAUUACAUAAUGAUGGUUUGUUCUGUAGACUAUCGAAAAAAUAUAGCUUAAAGGGGCUAAUAAUUUUAACCUUAAAUGGUUUUUUAAAAAUGUAAAACUUCUUUUAUUCUAGUCGAAACGAAACAGUUUAUAAAACACUCAUAAAACAAAUAAGACUUUCUCCAGAAGAAAAAAUAUUAUCAGACAUACCGUGAAAAUUUCUUUGCUUCGUUAAACAUUUGGGAAAUAUUGUAAAAAAGAAAAAAAAUUCAAAGGGGGUUUAGUAAUUCUGAUUUCUACUGUAUUUGAAAUACUUCAUAAAUAAUGCCCAUCCCUGAAUAUGCAAACAUAAUAUCAACUGCAAAACAGCUUUUUUACUGACCAAAAAGGAAUUGUAAUAGACACUACAACUGGUAUGAUUACUCACCUCAGAAAAAGGUCCAGUUGUGGUUAAUCCAUUAAUAUAAAUGUGUUGCGUAUACUGUAUGUAAAAUAUAUACAAGGUAACUUGUUUUUUUGUCCAGAAAUGACUUGUCACUGAAUAAUCACCAUAUGGACAAUUAUGGAAUAAUAAUGUAGACUUUUUAUUUUUAUGUUUAUUUUACGAGAAAAUAUUUCAAAGAUAAAUAAAUAUUUAUUUUUGUACUUUUGGAUUUAUAAUAUAUAUUUCAUGUAGUGCUGAUUAUGGCCUGAGGCCCUUUGUUGUAUUUGUACUUAUUUCUA
This is a messenger RNA of Danio aesculapii, 3526 nucleotides long. It is a transcript of the gene dhh, whose product is annotated as desert hedgehog signaling molecule. The record is from RefSeq and is a predicted model, not a curated record. Gene Ontology annotation, molecular function: patched binding; calcium ion binding. The coding region runs from base 553 to 1878 and encodes 441 amino acids. Gene Ontology annotation, biological process: cell-cell signaling; intein-mediated protein splicing; multicellular organism development. The transcript is spliced from 3 exons. Lineage: Eukaryota; Metazoa; Chordata; Actinopteri; Cypriniformes; Danionidae.